Messenger RNA from Anas platyrhynchos (mallard), 774 nucleotides. RefSeq names its product protein S100-A12-like. The record is from RefSeq and is a predicted model, not a curated record. Gene Ontology annotation, cellular component: extracellular exosome; cytoplasm. Lineage: Eukaryota; Metazoa; Chordata; Aves; Anseriformes; Anatidae. Gene Ontology annotation, molecular function: calcium-dependent protein binding; transition metal ion binding; calcium ion binding. Gene Ontology annotation, biological process: endothelial cell migration.
GUGUCCCCUCCCUCAUUAACCCCAGCAGCAGUCGGUUCCUGGAGACAUGCAAGAAAUUGCCGCCUGGGCGUGCUGCGUGCCGAGAAGCCUUGCACAAUUCCCAAGGUUAUCACCUCAGAGAAGAUUUGAGGGUGUCACAAAUCGUAGCUCAGGGAGGGUAUAAAAGAGCCCUCUCCAGCACUGUGCAGCAUCCGAUCCUGCCCGCUCCUCUCCUCACCAUGUCAGUGUCAGAACAAGCCAUCCCCAGGCCCACCACUCGCAAGAUGAAGACUGACCUGGAGCUCGCUCUGGAGUGCGCCAUCAACAUCUACCACCAAUAUGCCAUCAAGAACCCCCGGGAUGACUUCCUGAGCAAGCCAGAGUUUACGCAGCUGUUGAAGGAGACCGCCAAGACCUUCCUCACCCACACCUUGCCGCCUAAGAUGUCCAUCGAUGACUACAUAAACCAGCUCUUUGCCAAAGCAGACAAAAACCGUGAUGGUCGCCUGAAGUUCACCGAGUUCCUCACCACGCUGAACCUUGCAGCCAUUGAUGCCCAUAAAAGGUCCCAUGAGCCUACCAGGGGCCAUGGCCCACAUCCAGUUGGUGGUCACGACCAUGGACAUGACCAUGGACAUGACCAUGGACACGGUCCCCGCAACUGAGGCCGUUCCCAGGGUGGCUGUGCCCACAGAAUUGUACUCUUCCAGCAGCAUCAUCUCUUCCGUUUGCCCACAAGCAUAUAACCAAAGCUGUGUUGUCUGCUUCUGCCUAUGGCAUUGAAAUAAAAUUUCU